CAACAAAAUGGCUGCCAGUUCGUAACUCAAAUUAACAUGUCAUAAGUUUGAGACCUUGACUGCAUAUAUUGAAGACUGUCAAGAUGCCAAUCACAAAGAUUCCAGUUGUGCAUAAAUUUGGGAUUAUUUCAAGCAGCCAAAGACUUGAAUUGCAAGAGAGGCUCUUGAAACAGACUUAUCUGACAAGUUUAAAGAGCAAAAAGGCCACAGUAGCUCAGAGGAAUCCUGUUGAAGUCACUGAGGACUUUGUGCAACUUUUCAACUCUGCUCAAGAUUUUGAGGAGAAAGAACAGUACGAAGAGAGGGCAAGGAAACUUCUGGAAAGAGCUAAGAGGAGGUCGGGAGUUAUAUCAUGUGGUCAUGGUGCUCAUGUGAAUUUGCCUCUGGCUUGGACUGAGAUGGCUCAACUUGCUCAGUGUAAGGGCAGGAUACAGGAAGAAUGCCUCGAUACUCUGGUCACUUCGCUUGAUGUAUCUCCUCUGGAGAAGUACCACAUACCAGCUUUGUUUUUUCUGGCUGAGACUAUGUUGUACUGGCUGAGGACAGAGGCAGUACACCAGCCUUUCCUCAGAACUGGAGAAAUCAAACUUUUGAGGAUGGGUCAGUUAGUUUUUCAGAGACUGUUUUAUCAUCACAUGGCUGGUCAGCUCCAAGGUUACAUUGAUGCUAAAAACAGACUGUUUACCUACAUUGAUGGUCUUCACGAAUGUCAAGAGGCAUACAACCCGUACCCCAACGCACUUCUGUCCCUGAGAUUUAUUAUCGAGGUUGGGAAGAUUAUCCUGGCAGACUCUCAGCUGGAGCCAGGCGACAUCAAGGAAGGAGACAAACUGCCAGAGGCUCCGAAACACAACAUGGAGGAACUCAGCUCGGUGACAAAGGAAAUGUAUGAGAGGCGGAACCAGGAGGACACGCGCUCCAUCCACAGCGGAGCCAUCAGCAGCUCUGUCCACGACCUGAGCCCCACACUGUGGCACGCCCUGGACGUCUGGCGCUGCACCAACAGUCUGGGAGGUGGGCUCAGGGAGGCCCUCAAGGCCUUGGCACACUGUGGCCUCGGACUGGCCAGUGAGACCUGGGUGGAUGGUGUAGUCGCAAUUCAAAUACUUGGAGAAACAGCAAAAACCAAUAUGGCUGCCAUGAAAGUACUACAUCGGUUGGCUCAGGGAGUGAAGACAACAGAAGACUUGCUUACUCCCCCUUUGAGCAGCCGCAGCGGAGGAUCAGAUAUGUUCAGUAUUUCCAGUGAUGGUGGUGACCUUGAUGCUGGUAUGGACUCAGGGACCAAAGUGUCGGAGUCAAGGGAGAGUGAGUACAGCUCCAAGCCAUCUCUCAGCGACAUCUACGAGAGAAGUGAAGAGGGAGAUGCGGAAAAGAGACAAGCUGCAACAAUUACAGGCUCAUCGGGAACUGAGGGCAGUAAAGGCACUGAUUUGAGUGAUCAGUCCUUGUCGAGCAAGAAUUCACCAAAGACAGCCGACACACUUGAAGAAAGAGAAGAAGAAGAGAAACCACGGCCUGCAAUCCGAGAGGCAAGUUUUGGUGGAACGUCUCGACUUGUCCAACGUGAAGUGUCUUUUGAUGAGUCUGCUCUCCGAAAGUCAAGUGCUCCAGAUCCUUUGAAGAGCAGUCAGGGAUAUGCGAGUGUGGGCUCAGACAAGGGACGUCACAACACGCAGGACUCCAAGCUCAGCCUGCGCAGUCUGGAGGUGGACCGAACUACGGGAUGGCGGGCGGAGGCUGGCUCAGCAUUCAAGAGUGGGAGAGCAUCGGAAGCCAGCUCGGUGCCGACCUUCACCAACAUGCCGUUCCCCGACACGCCCGGCAUCACUGGCUGGCACUGGGAAGUGGCCAUCAUGUACACAGAAGUUCUGGCUGGGGUCGUGCUGUACGGGAACACGGCGAACAUUCAGAAACAUGCCUUGGUUGGCAGCAACAUUGACGUGGAAAACAUCCAUCGCCGAAGCUACAACAACAGCAUCAGUGGUAUCGGGAGCAGUCAACUCAGCAGUGCGGGGCUGCUGGAUCUCGCCUUCUUUAAACCGAAGAAUGAAACCAAGGACGGAGGUCCAAAUGAUUGGAGUUGGCGUAUCCGCUACGGAGCCAUUCAGUCAUUGGUGAAAAUUUGCCGCAGUCUUCAGGGGGAUACGACUAGAGAGGGGCUGCGUUCAGCUGCAUGGAAUACUCUGCUCAGGGCAAACAGCAUGGAGAGAGAUUCUCGUGUGUUGGAGGCUCUCAAGGUUGGACAGGUGCAUACAGACGCGGACAGUUACCUCGGCCCAGCAGUGCGAGAACAUCCAACUUCACUGGGCAUCCACAUUGCCGGUGGCUUGUCAGUUAUCUACUUACCGCCGAUACCGCCCCCUGCCACAGCGUCACCGAGCAAGAAGACUCCACCGAGACCACGGCCGAAACCGCAGUUCUCUACCAUGACAAAAACCGCUGGAGUGAAGCCACUUAGGACAAGUCUCAAGCAAGAAAUUGAACUGGCCACAGCCUUGUACGAACAAGCCCCAGAUUAUAAUACCAGAAAAAGCUUUGACCUGAGACGUAUCAUGGAGGAUCAGUGGCGUAAAGAACUACAGGCUAAACUGGAAGAGGAAGAAGAAGAAGAGCUGAAAGCUCUGAAAGAGAAACAAGAAAAAGAGGAGCAGAGGCAAAGAGAAACUAAUGAAGCGAAGGCGAACAAAUUCAAGAAAAAAAUAACAGCCAAGGAAAGUAGCCAGAAGAUGUCUGAAGAAAGUGCAACGGCAAAUAUCAAGCUUGGUAUUCCCAGAAAUGAGCCUCGCCUUGGGAGUUUUUGAGCACUUUAUAUUUUGUUUUUGUUCAAUGAAAUUUUUUUUUUUCUCAGGAUGAACAAUAUGCCUGUGCCAUCUUCUGAACAAACUGUGGUACACUUCCUUUUCUUUAUAAUUUAUAUAUAGAGCUCUUUUGAUUUUAUUUUGUUAAAGUUCAUUGUAACAAAAGUAGCAUUUUUUUCUUUGUUGUUUUUGUAGCAAAGUCGGUGUUCUUUAUUUUGUAUGCAAAUUUUGGUACACUUUUCUUUCUUAUGGCCCUUUCGAUCGUUUUUUACUUCGCGGUUUUUGUUACAAAGUUAGCAUUUAUUUUUGUGUCUGCGUUGUUGUUGUGUAGAGGUUAAUGUCAGUCAGGCAACACAAAAGUCAGUUAAAAUUGUUUUGUAGUGUGAAAGUCUUCUUCUUUCUUUUGUCAGGAAUGUCAGAUGUCCCUUUUUUGAGUGCCAUGUUAGUGAUCUUAUUCGUAUCAGACCGUCAUUGACUACGAAAAUGUGAGUGGGUAGGUACAGUUUCAACAUUAAAAUAGAACAGAGAAUUUGAAUAAUUCAGUGCUACUGACUGAAGUGUCUUUAGGCCAUUCCCAAAGGGGGGACAUUAACAUGUUCUUAAGCACAGUAGA
This is a messenger RNA of Aplysia californica (California sea hare), 3414 nucleotides long. Its product is annotated as transmembrane protein 232. The transcript has 18 exons. Lineage: Eukaryota; Metazoa; Mollusca; Gastropoda; Aplysiida; Aplysiidae. The record is from RefSeq and is a predicted model, not a curated record. The coding region runs from base 84 to 2804 and encodes 906 amino acids.